GUAAUUGUUUCCGCUUAAUUGAAUGUUAUAUCACCAAAUGUUAACCAGUCUGUGAGAAUUACUAUUAGUUGAUAGAUCUUAACUAUAUAAAUUAUGGCGAAUUUCCACCAUGGUUAUUCAAACCCUCAAUCGAAUUUUACUUUCCCCAUUUUUGAUGCGUAACUUUUUGAUGUGCAUUUCAGCUUCAAUUCGAUCGAAAUUAAUCCUAUUUCGUCGGAACACUGACUCCAGCACGUAAACCGGGAGCAAUUGCGUGAAAUUUAAUCAUCUCCGCUGCUGAAUAGACCAUUGGUUAUUGAGCUGCAGUUCACCGGAGCAGGCCCUCUCUUGCCAAGGACAGCCCUCAAGACCUUAGCAAGUAAUAUCUAGCGUAUAUCUUGUAAGAAUGUUUGGCAGAUGUGUUCAGCGAUUUUAUUAUCCAUUUAAGCGUUCAGAGUCGUAUUUCUAAUUUUGAUCUUCUUUCUUUUUUAUUGUUGUUUUUUUUUUCUAUUGUUCGAAUAUUAGGAAAAGAUAAUUUGACACCAUUAAUACCGUUGUCCCAAGUACAAUAAAUUUUAAUCAGAAAUUCAGUGUUUUUGUAAUAUGUGAAGUGUGAAUGAUCCUUCAUAGAUACAAUUAACUGCGUAUUCGAAAGGGUGUCAAAUAGUUGCUCAUGUUUCAAGAUUAAUAGUUAUAUCGGUUCAGCGGGGCAUAAUAUUCGAUUAUUGUACCUUUAUACCCAUUUUACUUGUUCUAAACACCUCUCCAAUGAUCAGAAGCGCUGUGAAACUUUCUGGGCCAACAUACAGGAGCUUUCAGGUCCUUUAAUUAUCUGGCUUAUUCGUAUAAACACUAAACAGUCAGGGACUUACUUACAGUCACAUUAUUUACAAUAUUCUAUGAUUUGACUCCUUCACAAAAUUAGCACUUUAUAAACACUGUGAUGUGGGGGAGGUUGCAGCUUUAAAUCAUGACAAUUAGCUUAAUUAUGUAACUUUCCUUGGUGUCAAUUAUGUAACUAUAUUAUUAUACAAUCGUACAACUGAUGCGUUUCUAGCGAAUCCCCCAACAAGUUUCCUGUUAACAGGCACAAUGGCCACCAGUAGAGUAGACAACAUCAAACCUCUCGACAUUAAGAGACUCAAUGUGCGCAACAAUCACCAUACAAUGGAAACCGAUAAGAAAGUCGAAGAAAUGAGGAAACUUUCUAGUGCCAUUCUCCACACAUACGACAGAGAUAUAGAGGAAAUGAGAGAGAAGUUCGGCAGAUUGCAGACGGUGCGGACACCAGAACCUAAAUCUCGGAGAAGCCCCGAACCUGGGAAAGGUUUAGAGCCUAAACCUGUGAAAAGGCCUACUUCGCGAGCUAGCAGUCUGAAGGUGAGCGGUAGCAAGUCUCAAAGUAAGAGCACGUCAGAUUUAUCAGAACCAGCUCCUAAAAAUGGUGUUUCUAUAACAAAAAGUUUCAAAACGAGCUCCCUAAAGGUGAGGACACCAAAUCUAACAUUCACGACGGAAGCGAGCAAUGGUGCUUCGGCUAAACCAGGACAUACCUUCCCGCGGGGUAAAACCUCAACCGGGGGAACUGUAAAGAAAAGAUCAGGAAGUGUGAAGAAGAAAGCAUCAGAAUCAGAAGCGAACGGACUGAAGAAGGUGUCUCACAGUUAUUGCGAGAAGAUAGUGUACGACUCGGAAACCGGGGAGACAAUAUCAGACGGGGGCUACAUCCUCAACCCUCCCAGACCCAGGUCAACGUCCAUGUUCGAUGCGGACAGUGAAAUUACCGUCCCAAUAAUAGAGGACAGGGAGAUGAACAGGAUAAUGGAGGCAAGGGAGGGGACGAGUGAGGGGACGAGGAGGGGCGAGAGGGAGAGGAGCGUUACAUUGGACGAGGCUCUUCUACAGUUGGGGGAGAACUGCCCAUACAAAGAUUUGAUCAGUUAAAUUAAGAUAUGCCUGAACGGGUACUUGAACUUUGAGUGAAUAAUGUUCUGUGAAUUGAUGAAUUGGGAGAUUAAGUUAGGUAAUGUUUUGGAGGUCCCGAGAAGAUAGCUCGUGCAUUGUUUGACGAUUCAUAGAUAUUCCCAAUUUAUAAGAAUAAUACGUACCUGGUAAAAUUUAUGCAAUCUGCAGAUUAUGACGAUUGCAGGUUGAAAAUCUAGUUAUAAAAUCCAAGCAUUAGUCGAUGACAGUGAGGAAUGAUUUCAGUCGAAAGUAGAAAGCUUUCAUUACGAAGAGUUGUUUUUGUAUUCAGAGCAGAUGACGACUGCAUCUUGUUUAUUAAACAAAGAAACAAAUAUUUUAUAACACGUAAACAUGACUUGACAAUUUAUCAAUCCUUUUCGGCAGAUUCUUAAUUCUUUUAAGAAUUUAACUUUUCGCAGACAAUCAGACUGUAGAUUUAAAAUCUUAACAUUCCUUAAUUCAGUAUGAGUAGAUGAUUUGAAAAGUGAUUCUAGUCAAAAGUAGGACAUUUGUAUGACAAAGAGCUGUGUUGUUUUCAGAGCUUCUGAAGAUUGUCUUGUUUGUUAAAUAAUUGUUUGAAAAACCGAAUUAAGCAAACAACAAAGGUAUUGUUUAACUUGUUUAGAAUACGCCAAACUUUGGAUGCUUAGAAGCUUAGAUAAUAUAAAUGCCACGCAAUUGAGUUGCAAUUUGGCCGACAAGCACAGCCGCC
Messenger RNA from Bolinopsis microptera, 2656 nucleotides. RefSeq lists its product as uncharacterized. Bases 1072 to 1923 code for a protein of 283 amino acids. The transcript is spliced from 4 exons. Lineage: Eukaryota; Metazoa; Ctenophora; Tentaculata; Lobata; Bolinopsidae. The record is from RefSeq and is a predicted model, not a curated record.